UGAUGAAGAAGGAGUUCACCCUGGAGUUCUCUCGUGAUCGCAAGUCCAUGUCUGUCUACUGCACCCCUGUCAAGCCCGGGUCCCAGAGCAAGAUGUUCAUCAAGGGUGCGCCCGAGAGUGUGAUAGAGCGGUGCGAGUACGUACGGGUGGGAAACAGAAAAGUGACGCUGACACCAGCCGUGCGCGACCAGCUCAUGUCUAAGAUCAGAGAAUGGGGGACGGGCAAGGACACCCUGCGCUGCCUGGCGCUGGCUACGCACGAUACUCCGCCACGCAAGGAAAACAUGGAGCUGGAGAAUUCCAGCAAGUUUGCAGAAUAUGAGCUGGGGCUCACAUUUGUUGGCUGUGUGGGCAUGCUCGACCCACCCAGGAAGGAAGUGAUCGGUUCAGUGAAACUGUGCAACGAGGCAGGUAUCCGUGUUAUCAUGAUCACAGGGGACAACAAGGGCACGGCCGUGGCCAUCUGCAGACGGAUCGGCAUCUUUGAAGAGGACGAGGACGUGACGAGAAAGGCCUAUACAGGCCGCGAGUUUGACGAUCUACCGCAGGAGGUGCAGAGAGACGCCGUCAAACGGGCACGGUGCUUUGCCCGCGUGGAGCCGGCUCACAAGUCCAAGAUCGUUGGAUACCUGCAGUCGUUUGACGAGAUUACAGCCAUGACAGGUGAUGGUGUGAACGAUGCCCCGGCCUUGAAGAAGGCAGAGAUCGGCAUCGCCAUGGGAUCCGGUACAGCUGUGGCAAAGUCAGCGUCUGAGAUGGUGCUGUCUGACGACAACUUCUCCACCAUCGUAGCUGCUGUGGAGGAGGGCAGAGCCAUCUACAACAACAUGAAGCAGUUCAUCAGAUACCUCAUCUCCUCAAACGUGGGAGAAGUCGUGUGCAUCUUCCUGACAGCCAUCCUGGGUCUGCCUGAGGCUUUGAUUCCAGUCCAGCUGCUGUGGGUUAACCUGGUGACUGAUGGCCUGCCUGCCACCGCCCUGGGCUUCAACCCCCCAGAUUUGGACAUCAUGGAUAAACCACCCCGCAACCCUAAGGAGCCACUCAUCUCUGGCUGGCUCUUCUUUAGAUACCUGGCCAUUGGAGGAUAUGUGGGUCUGGGAACAGUGAGUGCAGCCACAUGGUGGUACCUGUUUGAUGAGGAGGGCCCACAAGUGUCUUUCUAUCAGCUGCGACAUUUCAUGCAGUGCACUGAGGACAACCCCAUGUUCAAAGAAAUAGACUGCGAGGUGUUUGAAUCUCGCUACCCCACAACCAUGGCGCUGUCUGUGCUGGUCACCAUCGAAAUGUUCAACGCGCUCAACAGUUUGUCUGAGAACCAGUCCCUGCUUAGGAUGCCUCCCUGGGUCAAUAUUUGGUUGCUGGGAGCAAUCAUCCUCUCCCUCUCCCUCCACUUCUUAAUCCUCUACGUUGAGCCUCUGCCACUCAUCUUCCAGGUGACCCCUCUGCGUUGGUCCCAGUGGAUUGUGGUCCUGAAGAUUUCCUUCCCAGUCAUCCUACUGGAUGAGGCUUUGAAAUAUUUAUCCAGGAACCAUCUGGAAGGUGAUGAGGAGAAGAAGUAUCGGAGGAGAUGGCAGCUGAACUAAGACCUCUCCCUCAACACACUCACACAGUUAGACACACAGCUACCCUCUUCCCAUUUUUGAGCUAGGAAACGUUUCUCUCCCCUGCCCUCGUUCCCCACUUCUGCAUGUCCAACAAACCACCACUAGAAAUGAGGGGUGGCUUGCAUGAGAAUGAGUGUGAGAAAGCGAGAGCGCUUGUGCUCCUGCAAGCAUGGCUUUGUGCGAGUGCGUGUUGUGUGUGUGUGUGUGUGUGUGAGGACACAGAUGGAUGCAGACCUGUCUUUAUAGUUGCAAGAGCAAGAAACAACUGCAGAAAAGAAAAAUACAACUGGGCUCUGCUUUUUAAAGGUUUCUGCUCAUCUUUUUGUUGUCUGUACAGUACAAACAUAGUGGUGGACUUCUGGGGGGAGAGGGGAGGAUGGGGGAACAGACAUUGAUAAUACUGGGUGGGGUGGGGGUGGGAGUUUUAAAAUCAACACAGAGACCGAAAGAGAGACUGAGAGGAGAAGAAUCAGAUGGACACACUGACAAAAAAGCAAAAGCAUCAAGGAAAGGACGAGGAAGGUGAGAACAGCCUGGAGGCGCUGUGAGGAGAGAGCCACGGUACCCACGCGUGUCCACAGAAGCAUCAUUACCAGGAGGCGCUGCCCAGGCUUCUGCCAUCACACUACUGGCAGUGAAUUCCAGCCAACUCUGGCCUUAUCAGCACAACACAUCUGUAUCUCUGGCCAGUUUGUCACAGCGCUGCUCCUUCAUCACUCCUCUGUCGUUUAUGCUCAGUUCCUCUCCUUCGGCCUGUCUCUGCUCUCUCUUUGUCUCUUUCUCGCUCUCUGUGUGAGGAGGCAGCUGUGGGCCCGGGGUCGUGACUCUGUCGGGCUCUUUGGUGGGGUUGGGGUGCGGAGGUGUCGCUCCGCCUAAAGGUGUGAAUAGCUUUACGCUGCUUGGCUGCUUCCUUUGGCUCUAAAUUCGAGGGGCUGAGGUCGGCUCACACACUGGGCAAAGAAACGAAAUUUUAAAAAGUCAAACAGCAACCAAACCAGCAUAUCAGUAGAGUAGUUGUGAUCCAGCCCACUCAGCUGGCCCUCUUUAGCUUCACUAUAAUGUCCUUCUGCUUCUUUGCUGCCACUCGAAAAUCUCUGCGAGUCAUUUCAUGUAAAGGUUAAAGGUGGACGGGAAACUGAUGCUUCAGGAUUCCUGCGUCAUGCCUUUAAUCCGCUGUGUCACACCCUGAACCAGCGCUGAGGUGUGUGUGCGUUAUAGCCUUACUUGAAUAAAGUUGUCUAAUUUGAUGUGAUAGGCUUUUCCCCCCCGUCUGAAUCGCACAAACGAUGUAGUUUAAAGUAAGUUAGAGAAGUAAGUGGCUCGUCCCAGCGUCACGUGGACAUUAACAGUGUAGAUAUUAAGCACAUCCAUGCCUUACACAGCCCACUGCACCUCCACAUUAAACAUGUGGUCCCGAUGAAUGUGUUUGCUGACCUUUAAUGAGCUCGUUACCCAUCACUACCACUUUGCACUCGCGUGGCCGGACCGUGAUUCUCACACUGAUCAUGUGAAGUCUUAAAGACUCUGAAUGUGGCGUGUUUUUUGGUUUUCUUGUUCUGCUUUGUGCGCUGCUCCCUCAGCUCCUCCUGCUUUCUCAGUGCUAUAGCAUUUCAUUUGGGUGUUUUAUAAUUCUUAAUAAUAAUAAUGUGUUUGACUGAAUGAACCCGCAGGGUUUGGAUUGUGUCUUUUAAGUCUUAAUUCUGGGUUUUGUGUGGGGCCCUGGUGCUCUGUGGACGGGGUCGGCUGUGUUUUUGGACUCUUAUUGCUUCCACAUGCUGCAGAGAAGAGCGUGUACACAUUUUUAAAAAGUCUUUGAAUAGGUGGAAUAAAAAUGGGAAUCUGCACACUGUGUCCCUCAUACUUAUUAAAGCAAUGAUAUGUUGUGGCUGUUGUGUGUUUAAAGGUAGAGCUGCAGUGAUUGGUUAAAAACACUGAAGCACUACAGCCAUUAAAAAAACAAACACUUUGAAGUUGAGCUGAGCUCCCCUUCGAGGUCAUCUUGUCGUGUACCUCAGUCCCUGGAGGUGCUCUUCUGACCACUUGUAUGUGGUCAUAUACAUGUGGUGAUGAGAGGUAAUGGUGAUCAUCUGAAGGAGGACGGUAAACAACGUGAGCUGAGGCUCGUGCCGCCGCUCACCUUAGAAGCGUUUUGGCCGUGCAGACUUUGGGAGCUGUCUAAAAACAGCAGCUGGGUAGAAAUGAGUGGAGGUAAACCUCAUCCUGGAGCAGGAGCUCUGCAACACAGUCAUCUUCUUUGUGUUCUGACCAAAAAAUUACUAUAUUCAGCAGACCUGGUAUAUUAAAAAUGGCUUUUACUUGCAGCACGGGACUUGAGGUUUGUUUCAUUUUUUUUUUAAUUGAACUGGGAGUUAUCAACACAGUGUGCAGAUCUUUUCCCCCUUUCUCCUUUUCAGACAGCAUUUCAAACCCAGUACUUUUUUCAGUGUGAUGCAGAAAAUUUACCCUUCAACACAAUCCAUCCAGUCUGCAGCUGUUGACUGUGGCGUAUGCAGCUGUGCUACGCACUCGUUUUGUUGCUUGGUGAUGGGGUUGUUUUUUUCUCGCUCCAGGGAAUAGCUCGCCAAAGUAUAGAUGUUUCCAGUUUCGCAUGCUCUCUGGGGUCAUUCUUGGAAUGCACAGUAGGAAACUGACUUAAGUAGACGAGGCAAAUUAAAACAAAUACACUAUAAAGUUUGUUAAAACACCUCACCAGUUUUAAUAUCUAUCUAUAUAUAUUAAAAAAAUAGGUUUUAAGAGCAGACUAGUCCUUUAACUAUAGACCACAAGCUGGAUUGUGACUAUACUUGACACAAAGCAGCCUUUAUGUUAAGGUUGAGCUUUUCAUGAUUUCCCGUCACCACCGUGUGAAUGUGGCACCUCUUUCCAGACCAGCAGAUUCCACAUCCCUGUCCCAGAUCUCCAAGGCUCUGUAACAUGCUGGCACGAUAGGUCUGCGUAGCCUUGUUAUUUACUACUGAAUCCUCAACUCUGUACAGACGCUGAGAAAACGAUCGCAUGGAACCUUGUUACUGUAAUAAUAACCUAUACAGUAUAUAAUAUUUAAUUUUUUUGAUAACUUGCAUCAAUGAAAACCUACUUACAACAAGAGACGGACUUACAAGACUUCCUGUUUUUCUUUUUCUUUGGAGCACAUGGUAUCUAAGGACCUUUGUUUCUUGUCUGUUUUGGUUUAUUUGUUUCCUUGUAGAAUAGAAAGGUUGUUUCUUCAUGUUUCCAUUUGGUUUUUACACUUGUGGGGUUUUGUGUCUUUUACUGUAGGGAGAAGAAUAUGAUGAUAUCGUGUUUAGGAUAGACGAGAUUAACGCUUACGCUAAUAAGUGGCAAUGACAUGGAACAUUUCAGUGAUAGCUAGCUGGUGUGAGGAUACUCAAGAAAUUGUGAACGAACAGUGUCUGGUUUACACUGAGCGAUAAGCAGUGAUGAAUCCUGGGAUAUGAAGUUUCAUGAGUGUACAUUGAAGGGCUUGGUGGUGAUGCAGGCUCUAGAGACCCCUUUCAGAUCUGGGACGUUGCAAAGCUCUUCCAGCUUGGUACUCCGAGUCCUCCGCAGUCUGUAAAAGGCUAACCUCCUUUACUAACAGUGAAGGAGCGAUCGGGUUGAGAUGAUAACAGCUGACUAGUGAACGCGCCUCUAGAGCCUGACCUCCACCUCUGAGAAAUUAAAAGGAUUCUCUGUGUUGCCUUGUUAAUAUUAAUUGUGGACACAUAAUUUUAUAAAUGACAAAGACGUGGAAAUAAAGAUUAUUUAUCUUGUUAUUUAUUCA
This is a messenger RNA of Haplochromis burtoni (Burton's mouthbrooder), 5388 nucleotides long. RefSeq names its product sarcoplasmic/endoplasmic reticulum calcium ATPase 3-like. Gene Ontology annotation, biological process: calcium ion transmembrane transport; intracellular calcium ion homeostasis. The record is from RefSeq and is a predicted model, not a curated record. Lineage: Eukaryota; Metazoa; Chordata; Actinopteri; Cichliformes; Cichlidae. Gene Ontology annotation, cellular component: membrane. Gene Ontology annotation, molecular function: P-type calcium transporter activity; ATP hydrolysis activity; ATP binding.